UACGGUGGCCGCGGCGGGUCACGCGCGCUCCGCGCUCGUUCCGGGGGGCUGCCUGCUGUAGUAAUGGAGGGGGUCACAGUCGGACAGGUAUUCGAUGCGGAAUGCAUCCUCAGCAAACGGCCGAGAAAGGUAAGCGACGCGCCGGCCGCGCGGCCCCGCGGGCCCGGGCUCCGGUCCGGCGGGCCCGCGCUGACGGCUCGUGUCUCUCUCCGCAGGGGAAGGCGGAGUAUCUGGUGAAGUGGAGAGGGUGGUCGUCCAAACACAACAGUUGGGAGCCGGAGGAGAACAUCCUGGACCCGAGGCUGCUGGCGGCCUUCCACAAGAGAGAACAAGAGCGAGAGCUUCUGUUCCAGAGGAAAGGGAAGCGGCCGAGAGGAAGACCCAGGAAGAUUCUGCAGCCCGAGCCAGCUGCCGCUAAGGACAGCCGCUCCUCUUCCUCCUCGUCCUCCGGCCUUUCGUCGUCAGCCUCCUCCUCUUCCUCGGAGGAGGAGGAGCACAGUCCGAAGCCGAAGCCCCGGGUCCCCCCCGGCCCCCAGAAGAGGCCCCCGAUGGUGCUGGCCACGCCGGACCCUCCCUGCAAGAAGAAGCGUGGCAGGAAGCCGCUGCACCCGGACCUGAGGGCGCUGAGGCAGGCCAAGAGCCGGCCGCCUCCUUCUCCUCCUCCUCCUCUUCCUCCUCCUUCUCCUCCUCCUCCACGCCACCACCAGGUGCUCAGACCACUCAGGGAGGACCCUCGCCUCGGUGUGAAGAAACCUCUGCAGCCCGCCAGCUUCACCUACCCGGGUCUGAGCCGGGCCUCCAGGGAGGAGGCCGCCUCCCACACCUCCUCCAGCUCCUCCUUCUCCCAGAGCUCCGCCUCCAAGCCCGGGUCCCUGAGCUGCAUCUGGACCAGCCGCUCCAUGUCGCCGUCCUACAGCAGGAGCUCCGCCUCCGAGCCGAAGCGCUCGGCGGGGGGAGGCGGCCGAGCGGACGGCUACAAGGCGGCGAAGCACGGCGGCUCAGGCCCCCCGCCGGGCCCGAGGAGGCCGGACGGCGCCGGGCCGGUCCAACACAAGAGCCUCUCCAAGGCCACGUCCUCGCCGACGCCGCGGGACCGAGCCAACCAGGCGCUGAACCUCCGAGCCCUCAACCUGCAGAGCGUCAGCCGGCCGCCGGGCGGCGCCGGAGCGCCGCCGAGGUCCAGCUUGAGGAGCGGCGCCGCCAAAGGAGGAGGGGCGAGCGGCAAAGAAACUUGGACCUCGGCGGCCGGCGGAGAACCGGGCCGGCUGCGGGAGGACCGCGGGGCCGAGGGCCCGGGAACCGGCGGCGGGAGACAGGAGGAGCGGAAACACGCGCUCGCCGCACAGAACCGGAGCCUCACCGAGCUCAGCACCGGGGACUCUGACGAGACCAGCAGCGGCGAGUCGGAGCCGGACCGCGCGGCGCCGUAUCCCACCGGCGGGCGGCCCGGACUCCUCGGCGCCGGUGGCGAUGUCGCCGGGUCCGACGCGGAGACGGACUGGCGCCCGGCCCGGAGCCUCCUGGAGCACGUGUUCGUCACCGACGUCACCGCCAACUUCAUCACGGUGACGGUGAAGGAGUCGCCCACCAGCGUCGGGUUCUUCAACUCGCGGAACCACUGACGGGUCGGCGCUCCGCUCUCCGGCCGCUCCGGGUCCGGUUUCCCGACCCGGAUCCCGGGAACUCCGAUCCGGGCGUUCUCCGUCCGUCGUUUAGUUCUCACGCCGGUCGGUGGUUCUGUUGUGGAACCGACUCAUGCGGACACACGGCGUGCUGCAGAACACGAGCACUUAAGAACCCGCAGACUACCAGAACCUCUGAGAACCUCUGGGGGAGGGGCCUCUGACUCGAGGACCUCUAGGGGAGGAGC
Molecule: messenger RNA, 1870 nt
Organism: Pseudoliparis swirei
Lineage: Eukaryota; Metazoa; Chordata; Actinopteri; Perciformes; Liparidae
Product: chromobox protein homolog 2-like
Exons: 4
Coding region: 102-1622 (506 amino acids)
Biological process (GO): negative regulation of transcription by RNA polymerase II
Cellular component (GO): heterochromatin; PRC1 complex
Source: RefSeq, a predicted model, not a curated record